Messenger RNA from Chaetura pelagica (chimney swift), 666 nucleotides. RefSeq names its product visual system homeobox 1 (gene VSX1). Gene Ontology annotation, molecular function: DNA-binding transcription factor activity, RNA polymerase II-specific; sequence-specific double-stranded DNA binding. The transcript is spliced from 4 exons. Gene Ontology annotation, cellular component: nucleus. The record is from RefSeq and is a predicted model, not a curated record. Gene Ontology annotation, biological process: regulation of transcription by RNA polymerase II. Lineage: Eukaryota; Metazoa; Chordata; Aves; Apodiformes; Apodidae. Bases 1 to 666 code for a protein of 221 amino acids.
AUGCUGCUGCCGCCAGAUGAGGACAGCCUGUCUGGGGACGCCAGCCACCUGAAGAUGUCCACCUCCCAGAUGAAGAGGAAGAAACGCCGGCACAGGACAGUGUUCACAGCUCACCAGCUAGAGGAACUGGAGAAGGCUUUCAAUGAAGCUCACUACCCUGAUGUCUAUGCCCGGGAGAUGCUGGCAGUGAAGACAGAGCUGCCAGAGGACAGGAUACAGGUUUGGUUUCAGAACCGAAGAGCCAAGUGGCGGAAGCGGGAGAAGUGCUGGGGCCGGAGCAGCGUGAUGGCAGAGUAUGGCCUCUAUGGGGCCAUGGUGAGGCACUCCAUCCCUCUGCCCGAGUCCAUCAUCAACUCUGCCAAGAGCGGGCUGGUGGGAUCCUGCGCCCCGUGGCUACUGGGCAUGCACAAAAAGUCCAUGGAGGUGAGCAGGAAGGCGGAGAGGCAAGAGAAGCUGGCAGAUGGCUGGCGAGCAGAGCAGGAGGAGGAGGAACUCAAAGGGAAGCAGGCCAGUUCCCAGAGGGGCUCUGACAAGCUUGACCCUGCAAAAGAUUCAGAGGACACAGCCAUCGACCUCUCCAGGACAGCCAAGCACGAGAAGAGGGGUGUACUGAGACAGUGCAUCAAUGGGGACCCCCCCAUGGAGCAGAAGGACAGGGACCACUGA